Messenger RNA from Cornus florida, 2349 nucleotides. RefSeq names its product protein trichome birefringence-like 11. The coding region runs from base 402 to 1769 and encodes 455 amino acids. Gene Ontology annotation, cellular component: Golgi apparatus. Lineage: Eukaryota; Viridiplantae; Streptophyta; Magnoliopsida; Cornales; Cornaceae. The transcript is spliced from 4 exons. Gene Ontology annotation, molecular function: O-acetyltransferase activity. The record is from RefSeq and is a predicted model, not a curated record.
AUCACCCAUUCCCCGUUUUCCAGAUUCGAUUUUGAAAUUGAAUGCGUGAGUAACCUAUGCCCUCCCCACAAAUACAGUUCAUCUUUCCACUCGCCAACCAACUCCCUCUCUCUCACACAUUUUCACACACAAAAAAAACAUAGCAAAGUGCAUAGUUUUUCUCAUGAAUGCUACUUUACUUUCUUGACACACAUCUCUUUCUAUGUCCUUUCGAACUCUCAAAAUAUAAACGUUACUCAUUCAUCAAGUAAAGAAGCCACAAAAACCAUGAUUCGAACAGAAAUCGCCAUGAAUGUUAUAUUGCUUCCACACUAAAAUAUCUCUAUAUUAAGUUCCCUCUUCUUUCCUUCUUUGCUUCUCUCUCAAACCUACCCAAAUAACCCAAUUGAUACUUAGUACAAAUGUCUAAGAACCCAUCUCAACAGGACUUAGAAACAGUGCCUUCGAUGGAUGUUUUCAAAAAAUUCAAGCGCUUGAGACUCUUUGAGCCUUCUGUGGGCAUUUUUGGCUUCUUCUUUGUCACAGUGUGUGUUAUUUGCUGUUUCUUUUACUUGGAUUACAAAGCUGUUGCUAAAGGUUUUCGAUUUUCGACACAAACCCAGAGGUUUUUGUGGUUGAAAUUUGAUGGGUCCGAUGAGGAUCGAAGAGUAGUGGAGUAUUUGAGUGAAAAGGGUGAUGUGUGUGAUGUGUUUAGAGGUGAUUGGGUGUGGGAUGAGACCUAUCCUCUGUAUCAGUCCAGAGAUUGCAGGUUUAUGGAUGAUGGGUUUCGGUGUUCUGAGAAUGGGCGGCCUGAUUUGUUCUACACCAGAUGGCGUUGGCAGCCCAAAGAUUGCAACUUGCCCAGAUUUGAUGCAAAAAUGAUGUUGGAGAAACUGCGGGACAAACGACUAGUGUUUGUUGGAGACUCAAUUGGAAGAAAUCAGUGGGAGUCCCUCCUCUGCAUGCUCUCUUCUGCUGUUCCCGAUAAGAAUUCAAUCUAUGAAGUGAAUGGCAGCCCAAUCACAAAGCAUAAAGGGUUCUUGGUGUUCAAGUUUAAGAAUUAUAACUGCACAGUGGAGUACUACAGGGCACCAUUUCUUGUACUUCAGAGUCGACCUCCUGCUGGUUCCCCACAUAAGAUAAGAACAACUCUGAAAUUAGAUGAAAUGGAUUGGAGCUCUUUGAAAUGGAGAGAUGCCGAUGUUCUGGUCUUCAACACAGGGCAUUGGUGGAACUAUGAGAAGACCAUAAGAGGGGGUUGUUACUUCCAAGAAGGGGCAGAGGUGAAGAUGGAGAUGGAAGUUGAUAGUGCAUACCGCAAGUCCCUAGAGACUGUGGUGGACUGGAUAAACCGGGAACUGAAUACUAGCAAGACCCAAGUCUUUUUUCGAACAUACGCCCCUGUACAUUUCAGAGGUGGGGAUUGGAGAACUGGGGGAAGCUGUCACUUGGAGACACUACCUGAGCUAGGCUCCUCGCUUGUGCCAUUCCACACUUGGGCCCGAUACAAUGUAUUCAUUGAUGUACUAUCAACCCGCUUAAACACAUCACAGCCGAUGGCAUUAGAUUUGUUAAAUGUAACCAACAUGACAUCACGAAGGAAAGAUGGGCAUUCAUCUCUAUACUAUCAAGGUCCCAACUCGACCCCUGCGCCACUUCAUAGGCAAGACUGCAGCCACUGGUGUCUGCCUGGGGUCCCUGAUGCAUGGAAUGAGCUACUCUAUGCUCUCUUUUUAAAGCGUGAGGCCACUCGCACUGGGAAUUCAUCUACAUAUCGAGCACAAGUAUGAGUGGUGAAGAGACUAUCCUAUUUAUUUGCUGGAGAGUACCUAAAAACAUUGGAAGGAGUUGAUUUCUUGAGAAGGAAAAGGAAAAGGAAAAGAACAGGAGAAUGGUUUGCCAGAGAUAUGCAGCAAGGGCUGGCGCAAACUUUUGAUUAAUUAGCAUCUAGAAAGAGGUAGAUCAUGGGAAAAGCUGGCUCUUUUAGAUUUUAGGUGUCGAGAACUUGACAUAGAAGGAAGUGUCGUCUUAGGGAGAGAUGGACCAACAAGGGUUCAUCGAAGAAGAUAUAGAGAAUCGAAGAUCAUAUAUAUACAUGGAUAUUCUUGCUGCCUUUGUUUCAGGUGGUACAAUUCUUUGGAAUAAGUAUCUAAUUACCAUCAAAUUUUGUCCAUAUGUUGUAUCUUUUUCUUUAUCUCUCUCUAUAUAUAUAGUGAGUUGUGACUUGAAUCAAGGACUGGAGCUUCUUGUGCAUUUUGUUGUAGUUUCCUUAGAGUAACUUCGAAGUGUAAGCAUUGAAUUUUCAGUUGAUUCUGUAUCAAGAUUGUGGAAUACAUGCAAAUAUGCAAUUCAUGUUGUGGCCCAAGAAAA